Molecule: messenger RNA, 2130 nt
Organism: Torulaspora globosa
Lineage: Eukaryota; Fungi; Ascomycota; Saccharomycetes; Saccharomycetales; Saccharomycetaceae
Exons: 1
Coding region: 1-2130 (709 amino acids)
Molecular function (GO): protein binding
Source: RefSeq, a predicted model, not a curated record
AUGUCCAGUAAUGAGCAAUUGUCGCAGCUCGGGAGAGCACUGUCGACAACAGCAGCUGCACUCUUCGGAUCUCAAAAUAUGGAAGAUACUAUUCUGUCAUACAGCAGUCCGUAUAAGAGAGCUUUACAUCAAGCUAUGACAAAUAUUGGAUCCGAUGGAGCAGCUAUAUCUCUGGGUUGGAAGGGGAAGAAUGGUCCCGGAACCUUCCAGAGUCUGUAUUCAUCGCAGGACGGUAAGAGCUUCUUCAGGAAUAAAAUUACUGACUCGAAGACCAGUUUUAAAGUGCUGAGCUAUCUCAGUGACGACUUAUUGCAUGAUAUCCCUGGCGAUGAGGCGGAGACGAAGGCUGACCCUCAUAGCAGGCUACUACUGAAGGAGAACGGGGAAGCGAAGGGCAAGAAAAAGAGUACAACUCAGGAUCCCUCAUUGUUCCAAGGUUUUGAAGCAUCUUUACCUAUCAUUAAUGAGGCGCUCAAGCAUCAGAGCAGCUCAUCGGGGAGCGAAAUCAAGACAAUACGAGGUCCCGAAUUGAACGAUACAGAGUUUAACGACAACAACGGAAUUGGCGAACAGUUCAUUCUUCCGGAUGGUUUAAAGCCAGAAAGAAUCACCGAGUCGUACUCCAGAAGAUAUCUCAAGGCUGUUUCCAGUCAAGUUACUGAUAGUUUGGACCUUUUGGAGAUCCAGAAGAAAGUCGCAGCAAGUGAAAUCAGAGAAAUCGACGGUAAAUUGGAGCGAUUGAGAAAAAUCCGAGAGUCAGUUUUCAAAAGGAUUGCCAGGAUUGAGCAAAAUGAGCUCUUCCUUGAGAAUAAUCUAGAUCUGGUGAGGGACAGAUUGUCGUUCCUGGAGGAAUAUGGUCUGGAGAUGGAAAAUGGGACAGAAAAUGAUGACAAGGGUGAAAUUUCCCCUGAGGUAUCAGAACAGACUGAUUUCAAAGAUUCCGACAUGGGAAAUGCCAGAAGCGAAGAAGACAUCAGUGAUAAAAGUAUCGUAGUCGAGGAAAGCAGCAAUACUUCCGCCUUGAUGAGCCGGUCAAUCUACAUGAAGCUCAAGACGAAAGACGAGAGCCCAGUAAAAAAGUUGCGUAAUUUCUAUCAUGACAACAAUAAGAAGCGCAGAAAGACGUUUCCAACUCUUCAGCAGUACUAUUCCAGGGGAUCCAAGAUAAAUGCUUUCAAAGGUGCACAUAAUGAAUCAAUUACAUGCCUGGAUUUUGAUGUACCAUUUGGCACGCUCUGCACUGCCGGACAUCUGGACCAUUCCAUCAAGAUAUGGGACUUGUCUCAAAAGAAGCAGAUUGGACAGAUGUCUGGACACAAGGCUAGCAUCAGUUGCAUGCAAAUGGACAAUCGCUACAGCAUGUUGAUCACAGGUGGUCGAGAUGCCGUCUUAAAGAUGUGGGAUUUAAAUUUAGGUGCGCAACUUUAUCAAGAACAGAGUGAUGUCAUUCCAAGCACCGAAAGCGCUUGCGUAUACACUUUUGAUUCGCAUGUCGAUGAGAUCACGGCCCUCUCGUUCGACUCUGCCUACCUGGUGAGUGGCUCACAGGAUAGAACCGUUCGCCAAUGGGAUCUGAGCAGCGGAAAAUGUCUGCAGACAAUCGACCUAAGUUUUGCUGGUCGCCUAAGCCAAAAUAACUCAGCCUCGAGCUCCUCAAUGCUAACGCCAACGGAUAUCUCCCCCAUAAUCGGUGCCCUCCAAUGCUUCGAUGCCGCCCUGGCCACCGGUACAAAAGACGGCAUGGUGAGACUCUGGGAUCUAAGGUCAGGCAAAGUCAUUCGCACUCUUGAGGGACAUACGGAUGCGAUUACAGCCCUCAAAUUCGACUCAAGAAACCUCAUUACCGGUUCCCUAGAUCGUAGCGUCAGGAUUUGGGAUUUACGAACAGGUACACUUGCCGAUGCCUUCGCCUACGAGUCGCCGGUUCUCUCGCUAGAUUUUGAUUCCCAGAGCAUAGUCGUCGCGAACCGCGAAGCGACGGUUCAGGUCGUUGACAGAAAUGAUGACAAACACUGGCAAUGCGGUGCCCAAGAUUCAAGUGAUUCAUCUACCGCGCAGUUUGUGCGAUACAAGGACGGUUACAUGGUUGAAGGCCGCAGCAACGGCGACGUUGCUGCUUGGGCUCUAUGA